ACAUAUUCAGUAUACAGCCUUUACAAAAAAGCUCAGUCUGGUGAUGCUUUAAAAAUGCACCAAUAGAACAUAAAACUGUGGAAUAAGGAGGGAAGUGCAUAUAAUUCAGGUAGCAGCUACCAUCAAGAACAGUUAGACGUAGAGCUCUUCAACAGCAGGCACCCUAGGGAAAUAUUUAUAAUAUAAGCAUCACAAAGCUGACAUUAACAACAUACUUAAGUAUUACCUUUAUCAAGCUUGUGGUUUUCAAUUAGCUUGCAAUGCCAUCAUACAAACUGACAUACUUCAAUGGACGAGGGAGGGCAGAGAUUGUGAGGUUUGUCCUACUACAAGCAGGAGUUACCUAUGAAGAUAACAGAAUAGAAUUUGAAACCUGGGGAAAGAUGAAGAAAAGUGGAGUUGCACCAUUCAGUCAGCUUCCAAUACUAGAGCUAGGAGAUGGCACAGUUCUGUCGCAGAGUGGAGCUAUAGCCAGAUUCAUUGCAAAACAGAAUGGUCUUGCUGGAAAAGAUCUGAUUGAGCAAGCACUGGUUGACUCUAUAAUGGAUUCCACAGUGGACAUCUUCAACACAAUGGCAAAGAUCUACUUUGAAAAGGAUGAGGGACAAAAGGCUACUUUGAAGAAAAAGUUUAUUGAGGACACUUUCCCAACAUGGGAGACAAACAUAGGGAAGAUCCUCCAGCAGAAUGCAUCAGGGUGGCUGGUUGGUAAAGCUUUGACCCUGGCUGACCUGGCUGUGUUUAGACUGGUUGAUGAACUGAAGCUAUCGGGUGGUGAUGCACCUACUGUAAAAAGCCCUCUAUUGAAACAACAUGCAUCUAAAGUGGCAGAGCUGCCUAAAAUUGCCAAAUGGUUGAAGGAUCGCCCCAAAUCAGACUUCUAAAGACAACAUAUAUUCAUAAGCUGUGUGCCAUAUUGUAAAUAUUAGACUGAGAUCACAUACAAGACAUCACAAAACUAGAAAAUCCUGCAAUUAAUAGUUGAAAUGUCUCCAUCAUGUGAUUUAUUGGUAUAAACAGUUUGCGAAACUUAAAUUUCAUUUACCUUUUGCUGCUCCCACAAAAUAUAAAAACAUCUAUGAAUUAUAUACUCACCAAAGAGGCCGACCUCCUUCUGAGAGAGGACAAUCUAGGGAUGCUACGUCGUCUGCCUCCAGGUGAUACGUCUAUAUUUGGACAUGGAUCAUCUGUUUUCCUCUCAGGGUGUGACGAUUUUGGGGUCAGACAUUCAUCAACUACCACAUUCUCACUUGUGACAGGCUUGAUAGAAUGAUGUGGAGUUUUUGCUGAAUCAGUCUCUUGAUCCACUGGAUUAACAGUUUCAUCUUUGAGUUUGUCCUCUUGACCAUCUAUUGUUUCUACAUUUCUUAAAGGAUUUUCAGCAUUAGUCUUAGUGACAUCUGUUUGCUUUACUUUAGCUACAGAAUUGUUCUCUUCAGAAGACUGUGUGUCGGAUUCAGUAAAUGUAGCUGUGAUUUCAGUGUUCUUUGGGUUGUUAUUUGUAUUGAUUGUGUUGUCAUAGCUAUUAUUCCACUUGAUUGUGUUGUCUUGUAUAAUACUGGUUGUAAGAUUUGGCAUCAAUUGGAGGGAGGUUACAUUAUUGGUGUUAUUCAACUCAUCACAAGUGUCCUUUGAAUCAUUAUUGUUAACAGGGUCUUUGUCAACACUUUGAGAUGAUUCUUUAUCAGCACAAUUAUUUUUAUCCAUUUGACUCCUCACAUCUAAUUCAUCAUUCAAUUUGGUUGAGUUGUACUGGUGUAUUUCUGUAUCUUUGCUUGUACCUUCAGUCAAUAACAUGUUAUCAUUUCUUUCUUCAUUUGAGCCUUCUGUUGCAUCAUCAUGACC
Molecule: messenger RNA, 1845 nt
Organism: Owenia fusiformis
Lineage: Eukaryota; Metazoa; Annelida; Polychaeta; Sabellida; Oweniidae
Source: the annotation of a GenBank genome assembly